CACCACCAAACCACCACCACCAUCACUCAACUCCAACAUCCUCUUCAUCUGCAUCUACUACAUCCUCUCUCUACAUCUCAACUCACAUCUCGUCACAGAGCAUCUCCCCCCUCGACUCGCCUCCCUCCCUUCCCCCUCUUCUCUCUCUCUCUCCUCUCCAACUCCCGGCGUUCCUGCCCAUCUUCAACUCACACGUACCCCCCACCGGCAAUCAGAUUCCAUCCACGCACACCCCACACCACGCAGCCCUCCCCUCCAACGACUACGCCGCCUAAUCAAGCCGCAGCCGCGCCCCCCUCGGUUGCCAAACGCCGACCACGAGCACUUGGCCGAAGUAGUGCAACAGCAGCAGCAAGAAGAUCGACAGUGUAUCCUGUUUGUUGGAGCCGAGCCAACGAAAGCAACCUACGGCUUGACCGGAACUCUACCAACGUGGACGCUCAAGUCCGCCGCCGUCGAUCUCGUCGGUCUGUCGCACACGACGUGAGACACGGGCAACCCCCUUUGCUUCGUGUUACCUCUACACUUGCACAUCCGACUCGUGUCAAUAGCAGCCAAAGAGAUCCGCCGAGAGCGCGCCGCCCAGCCGCCAAUUCAAAGCCGACCCAAAAGGGAGCCAGGAACCGGGCGACGAGCAGCGACAGCCCCAACUCACUCGCCGCCGCCGCCGCCGUUACUCUUUUACUCCAACAGACCACCCACCGCGUACUCGACGCGCGCCCCGCCAUUGACCGCAUGACGAGCACGCCGUCGUAACAGCACAAGCAGCAGCCUCGACACCCCUCCCCCCCUUUCCCCCCGGCACCGCGAGUCGACGCCGUCCGUCGCCCAGCGACGACACUGCGCGACAACCCCAAUCGCCGCCGCAUCCCCACCCCUCCCCUUGCCCCCGACACACCCGCACGUUCGCUGGUGAUCGCGGUGAUCGUGGGCCCGUCGCCGCUGAAACAAGGGCGUGCGCGUACCCAUGAUGACGGGCUUGCACAGGUCGGAUGACCCGCCAGAGCUGGCAUCGUCGUCGACUUCGGCGGCCAACCUGGCGGACAUUGCCCCCUUCGGAGAGCCAGUGUCGCCGCUGACCGUGCCGGCGCGUCCAUCACUCGCCGAGCGACGCCAGGCGAGCGUCUCAAGCGCAUAUACGGGUAUCGACCCCCUCGAUUCGUCGGCCAGUGCCCAGUUUGCGCUCACAACAGAUUUGAGCCACUCGCCCACGUUUGAUGGACCGUCGUCGGCCCCACCGACGCCCUCAGUCGUGUCGAUAACCCACCCCUCGCAGUUUAUCCAUACUCAUCACCCUCGGCGAGGGUCCCUCACACCGUUGGGACUCAAUGUCAUUUCGCCGGUCCCGCCGCCGCCAUUGCAACACGCACUGGAGACUGCGUCGCUCGCCCUCGCCGCCGCUCAGCAAUCGUCGUCGCCCAUGCGCUCGGUGGGCUUUGUUGCCCAAGGUAGCGAGUUUACGUCUGAACCAUCACGACGAGACUCGGUGGCGACGGUCGCUUCCAACGCGUCGUCAAACUUGACGGCGACUCGGCCGAGCCCAAACAACGCAAACAACCUGCGACGAUUGUCACUCACACCCUCAAUCUCGGCGCUCCCAAUCGCGUCAUCGAGCAGCGGCGCCGCCUCCUCUAGCAACAACACUGCACCAAAUACAAUGUCCAACUUUAAUCCUGCCAAGAGGAGGUCAUCCCUGACGCCAUCAAAUCCGACUCUGGCCGCCCCCUCCCCCACGCGCACCCUCGUGUCGGGCCGGUUGAACGCCCCGCUCCCCCCGAGAGAGUCGCGAACAAUAGACACUCUCCCAAGUCAGCAGCCUCGACGCAGCAGCGCCCUGGCCGCCCUGGCAGAUGGAAGACGAGGGAGCCUGCCUCAUCUCUACUAUGGAGCGUGGACAGGUCCCCAGCCGACGCCGUUCAACCCGACAUUGGCGUCGACCCGCGGCAGUGUCGACGACACGGCAGUCAUUGACCAGACUUUUAAAUUUGGAAGUCUGCCAGAUGACACGCCAAACUCGUCCGCCGCGUCGUCCCUGCAACGCAUCCACGCCAUGUCGUUGCGCGACAAGUCGGCAUUCGAGCAGGCAGAAGAGGCAGAGGCAGAGCGACAGAGACGGGCCUUCUUAGCUGCAACCUUUGGCGAGGACUCGCGGCGCGCACGCGCACGGCUGAGCCUCGGUGGCGGCAACUCGACAGCUGGACCGGCAUCCCCAGCAAGCACACGUCGAACCAGCUUGUUGAUCUGGGAGCGGAUACAAAAGCCCCAGGAUGGUCAGAGUAUCAUCAACUUUGACGACAACACCUUGGGCCGAAGACCGAGCUUGCCUGUCAACAUUCCCCCACGGGGUGCCGUACCCGAGCCGGAGCGCGACCCAGCCGCGUCGGUCACAGAUCCGACCAGCUGGGAGGGCACCGACGAGCAAGAGGAUGAGGCUCACUUGGCCACACCGCAGCGACCAUUGCCACCGCUGUUGCCACUUUCCGACCCUGUCCCCCGUCUGCUCCAGACCACGCUGGCACUCCAUCGCGCAUCACACCUGCUCAAUUCGCGCAACCUCGAGUCUGAGCCACUCCCAGCACCGCUCCCCCCAUCACUCCACCCUCCCGCCCCUGUCGACCUCUCCGAAUUUGACAUCGACUUUAUCCUUGCUGGCUCAAAACCCAACCUCGGCAGAAAUGGCUCCGGCUCGACCAAGAGCCGCGGGUCUAACAGCUUUGAGGGGCAAGAGCGGUCUACUGCGCGGCCCAGCGAUGAGGUCGAGGACUCGUUUGCCAAGUUUGUUGGCGCGUUCGACGACGAGUACGGAGGCCGCAGAGGCGAGUGGACCUUCCGCGCCUGCCCAUUGCCACGGCCGCCGCCGCCAGAGGUCAACCCCAUCUUCCCCGUGGACCGCCACCCAGACGAGGUCGACCCACUCGACCCCGCUGUGCUUAUUCCUCGUGCCGCAUGGGACGCGCCGGGUGCUGGCAGGUAUGAGAUUUACCCCAACGGUGACAUCCGGGCUGUCGAGUCGGGCCACGUCUGGCGUAUCCGCCAGAUGAGCUCGCGCGAGUACGACCUCGAGCAGCCGACCCGGGGUCAGCUCAUCCUGCCCACAGAUCCUGUUCCCGACGGCGCCCACCAACCGCUCAUCAUCACGCCCUACAUUGGCUACACCCUCACUGGCAAGAUGGUGCACACGGAGAAUGGUGGCGUCAAGUUGCCGUUCACAGUGCAGCGCGAGCUCGCUUCACGACGGGAGAAGCGAGUAUCACAUCGGUUUGCCGCUGCCACUCGCAACCGCGCCAGCGUCAGCGAGCCGCUCGUCAUGGCCUCGUACAAUGAGCUCAACAAGCGGGAACAUGAAGAGCGCGUGCGCUUUGGCUCGCAUGACUCGGACGCCACAGCCAUUCCUCACGGCCAGCGCGCAUCACAGCCGACUGUCAUGGCGCGCCGACCGACGACGCCGACCCCUCCAUCCGGUUCGCCACCAAAAGGCAAGGACGACAAGCCGAAGCGCGAGCACCGCCGUUCAAAGCAAAAGGACGUCGACGAGGAGAAGACCAAGAAGUCGUCGUCGUUUGGUGGUGCCCUCAAGCGCAGCAUGAACAAGGUGCUGCAGGGAUACGAGGAGCGCAAGGAGCGUGGGAGCCACAUGUGGGGAGCCAACGGCCACAGCAGCAACCACACCAACUCGUCCCAUUCCUCGGGCACGUUCAAGGCUUCACCCAUGCGGCACGCAUCGGACCGCAGCGAUUCGGCCUCGGCAUCGUCGCAACAGUCGAGCCGGUACAACACGGACGGCACGGUUGACCCCUAUGGCGACGAGUGGCCGGGCGACGAGGCCAUGUUUGGUUCAUUAGGCCUCGGCAUCGAGGACGAGCAGAACGGCGGCUUACCCUGGAAAGAGGGCAAGGCCUGGGAGGGUGUCCCCGAUGAGGCCUUGGCCAUGGUCAUCCCCAUCGAGUCGGAGAUUACAACGCCCCACAACAAGUCGCGUCCCUCGAGUGUUGCGCAGCCGUUCAUCAACCCGUUCUUCAUCGACGGCCCGAGACAAGCGCUGUUAGUGUGGUUUACGCCCUUCAACUCUGGCGGCGACACGAGAUUUGGCUCAAACUCUACCCUGUUCAAGAUCCAGGAGGCGCCGCACCACGAGCAGGAGGAGCACCACGUCGCUUCAUCUCUUGGCAGGUUACCCAAGCUGUUACGCCCUCGAGGCAGCAAGGCCGACUCGCCACGGAGCAUUGGCUCUCCGCGGGGUAUCGGCGGCUCGCGCCACAUGGCACACCCGCUGCCUGUGACCACCACCCCGCCCAACGAGCUUCACGAUCUCUCGCCAAUCCUCGGCAAGGCCAGAGGCGAGUCGACCAACCUGCGUCCACUACCGUUCAAGUCGUUCCGCGUCGUCGCCAAGGUUGUCCAGGUCGAGGACCUCAAGUCAUCGCCCGAGGUGCCGGUCAUUGCGUUAGAGCAGUGGGCCGAGCAGGUGCGCACCGGCAAGCCCGCCGGCCUGGCAACACCGCCGCUAGACGGGGCAACCAAGAUGGAGGACCCGGCGGCGUCGUCGAGUUCUGGGUCGUCGCCCGACUCUGCGCACGACGCGGCUGUCGAGGCCAACAUUUCGUCUGGCCGCGCGUUUCCGACGGUCAUUGCCGUGUGUCACAGCCACAACCAGGGCGUCGAGUUUGUACUCGAGGGCUUGGACAGGCUUGGCCUGUGCAAGGGCGAGUCGGCGUGGGGUCCGACGGGUUACGAGGAGUGGCGAGGGACGGGUCUGAGCGACAAUGGCCGACAGCUGAUUGAUCUGCUGUGGGCGAGUUGCUCUGCGAUCAUGGGGCUGUAGGCGGGGCGUGAAGGUGUGCCACUCGUCGUUGCGCCACGGCACGACGGCACGACCCCUCGCAUAGAUGUCACCGACCGGCGCGACGACCGCGCGUGUACUGUCUAGCAUUCUUCCUUGUUCUUCUUUGCAUCUGACUGGUUCUGUCAUCACCCAUCAUUCAUUGUGUCCGAGUACGAGCAUGCAUGUCAUGGACUACGA
Vanrija pseudolonga is the source of this 5020-nucleotide messenger RNA. RefSeq lists its product as uncharacterized. Lineage: Eukaryota; Fungi; Basidiomycota; Tremellomycetes; Trichosporonales; Trichosporonaceae. The record is from RefSeq and is a predicted model, not a curated record. The coding region runs from base 968 to 4822 and encodes 1284 amino acids. The transcript has 3 exons.